AUGGAGAACUGGAUCCGCGCUGUGGAGGGCACUCUUAAAUAUGCGUGUCGUGUAGUGUAUGCUGACGAGGCCUUAAAGAGAUUCAAACUUGAUGUGAUUCUGGAUGAAUCGAUUGUCGCCGAUGCAUCUGAAGAUUGGGCAAGAGAGGAAUUCCACUCACUUAUCCGAGGUCUGGAUCUCUACGAUCCACAAGAGGAGCCCCUUGGUCUUGCAGACCGUAGUGAGAGUGAUUUUAUGGUGCCACCUGCCCGCAAUCUUGCUUGUUUUAUUCUAGACGAGGAUGAUAUUUCUAUGUUGGCUGAACUCAAGUUCUCAGAGGAUGCAAAACAGGACUUUGGGGUAUUUGGGGGAAAAAACCUUCGAUUAAUAGAUGGCAUGUGGCGGCGACCUCAAUUCAGCGACAGGCCAUGUCGUGGCGUUCGGUAUUGCCCCAUCAAUUCUCUGGGUCGCAUCUACCAAACUAUCACGUUUGAUCCGAAUGUCUUAGAGGAUGGUUUGAAUACUUGA
Messenger RNA from Aspergillus pseudonomiae, 507 nucleotides. RefSeq lists its product as uncharacterized. The record is from RefSeq and is a predicted model, not a curated record. Lineage: Eukaryota; Fungi; Ascomycota; Eurotiomycetes; Eurotiales; Aspergillaceae. Bases 1 to 507 code for a protein of 168 amino acids. The transcript has a single exon.